Molecule: messenger RNA, 1487 nt
Organism: Panicum virgatum (switchgrass)
Lineage: Eukaryota; Viridiplantae; Streptophyta; Magnoliopsida; Poales; Poaceae
Product: CBS domain-containing protein CBSX5-like
Exons: 2
Coding region: 83-1282 (399 amino acids)
Source: RefSeq, a predicted model, not a curated record
UUCAUUUUCUUCUCCGCGCGCCUCGAUCAGUAGCGCCCUCCUCCGUCCGUUCCCCGAUCCAGCUCCAGCGAGCUGCGCGUGCAUGGCGGCGACCCUCCUGUCCCACGUCGUCUCCGACCUCUGCAUCGGCAGGCCCAGGGUGCUCACGCUGCCGCCGUCCACGCCCGUCGCCGCCGCGCUCCGCGCCGGGGCCGACCCGUUCGUCUUCGUGGACGCCGAACCGGCCGCCUGCCGCGCGAAGAGGGGAGCGGCCACGGUGUACGUGAAGGUCAGCGUCGCGGACGUCCUCUGCUACGUCUGCGGCGACGCGGACAACCUCACGGACCCAGCGGCAGCGCUCGGCCGGCCCGUGUCCGCCGUCGCCGCCGCGGUUGCUGGCGGCCACGGCGUCACCCACCGAGUGGACCCCCAGACAAGGCUGCUCGACGCCAUUGACGUGCUGCUGACCGACGGGUGCCAAGGCCUGCUCGUCCCCCUCCACGCGCGCGCCCGCAAGCGGCAUCACCAGGUCCUCUCCCCCGCCGCCGUGGCGGCGGCAUCGUCCGACUGCUGCGUGCUGACGGGAGAGGACAUCGUGCGCCACCUAUUCGACUCCAUCUCCCACUUCUCCCCUGUCGCCGCGCUCACGGUCGCCUCCCUCGGCCUCGUCCGCCGCGACGUGCACGCUCUGCACGUCGGCGACGGCGGGCUCGACGCGAUCCCGCUCCUGCAGAGAGCCGUCUCGGACGGCACGGCCGUUGCCGUCGUCGCCGACGACGACGCGAUGGUCGGCGAGAUCUGCCCCGGCGUGCUCGCGUCGUGUGACGUCGAGUCGGUGGCGGCCGCCUUCGCCGCGCUCUCCGCUGGCGACUUCGUGACGUACAUCGACUGCUCUCUGACGCACACGCAGCCGGAGUUCUUGCUCCGCGCCAUCCGAGCCCAGCUCAAGAACAGGGGCCUCGACGCCAUUGCUGAGCUCAUGAACGCCUCGGACGCCGCCUCUCUGCCCUCGUCCCCGUCGUCGUCGACCUCCUCCGAUGAGGACUCAUCGUCGGGACGCGGACGACGCCCGCGGAGGAUGUCGUCUGGGAGUUUCGGGUGGCGAUCGACGGAGGACGUGGUGGCGUGCCAUUCCGGGAGCUCGCUCGUGGCCGUCAUGGCCCAGGCCCUCGCGCAUCGUGUCGGGUACGUCUGGGUCGUUGAUGAGACCAGCGGCGCGCUCGUCGGAGUAGUGCGAUUCGCAGACGUGCUCGCGGUGCUCCGGGAGCAUCUCCGCCCUCAGUCCCAGGUGCUAUGCAGAUAAUCAGUGAUCUGCGUAUCAGCUUAUGCUCACCUAAAGAUCUCCAAGUCUCCAACGCUAAAACAGUUGGGAGUUGUUUAUAUUCUUCUGUCAAUCCGUCUCUGUCAAAAUCCUUUUUUCUUUUUGAACGAAUCGAACUGAAGAGAAGUCUGUAAAAGUUUGUUUUGACGAGAGCGUACUGUAUGUCAUUCAGCCCAUAAGCAUGAAA